Cryptococcus deneoformans JEC21 is the source of this 1714-nucleotide messenger RNA. RefSeq lists its product as hypothetical. The record is from RefSeq and is a predicted model, not a curated record. Gene Ontology annotation, molecular function: transmembrane transporter activity. The transcript is spliced from 11 exons. NCBI's taxonomy places the organism in Eukaryota, Fungi, Basidiomycota, Tremellomycetes, Tremellales, Cryptococcaceae. Gene Ontology annotation, biological process: transmembrane transport. Bases 95 to 1651 code for a protein of 518 amino acids.
UAAUGGAUUUUAGGUACUUAUCACUACAUCAUACUCGCUGUUCUCAAGCACACAACAAACAAUUACAACCAACAACAAAUCCAACUCUUGAGCCAUGAAAGAUACAAUCGCCAUUGAUGCCUCAUGCGCCGCAAUAAAUGAAGUUUGCGACCAUGGCACGAAUCUCAAUACUCUUGUGAUCUAUGAACCGUCCUCGGAGCAUACUGAUAUCAUUCAGCCUAUGCCUUGGGGAGCAAAGUGGAGAAGUUCUGCAUGGUUCAUCACCUUAGUAGUCUCAUUAGGAACAUGUACAGAAGCCCUCACCUAUACUAUUAUCAUACCAGUCCUCCCCUAUCGAUUGCAAAAUACGGGUUACUCCAAUGUCUCAACGCUCACUGCUUGGCUACUGUUCGCCUACUCAAUGGGGAUAUUGUUUUGUACCUUGCCGGUAGCCUACUUCUUCCACAGAUACCCCUUCCGCCGUAUUCCACUCGUUAUCGCUAUAAUAAUCCUGGAACUCGCUUUGGUCUUAUUCAUGCUCGUCAACCCAUUUUGGGCUAUGGUCCUCAGCAGAUUCUUGCAGGGAGCUUCAAGUACUGUUGUGUGGUCUGUCGGAUUCGCUUUAAUAUGUGAAAAUGUGGAUGAGGAGCAUAUUGGCCGUCAAGUCGGGUUUGCCAUGGCAGGAGUGUCCAUCGGCACAACCGUUGCUCCUCCCAUUGGCGGUGUACUUUACUCCAAACUAGGCUGGCAUGCUCCCUUCAUCUUUUGCAUCAUCAUCUGUUUCAUCGAUCUGAUUAUGCGCCUCUUCGUCCUUGAGCGUACCGACCUCCGCAAAUGGGAAGAAAGGCGCCUCAAUCUUGCCCCUGGAAGUCUUCAACCCAAAGUAGUAAAUGGUGAAGUCAUCAUGCCGGCCCAGGCGGAAACUUCACCUUUUAUCCAUUUGACGACAGCAGAGAAGGCAAGGCUGUCGGGAGUGGAGUUAUCUCCUUGGCAGGUGCUUGUGGCAUUGGCUAGUUCGCCAAGGGGCAUGACUUCGUUCAUACAGAUGUUUGCGUACGGGACGAUCAUCGGUGCUUUAGAGCCUACGUUGACACUUCAUGUACAAAGCCUCUGGGGGAAAGACUCCGACUUUGUUGGCCUCAUUUACUUGGCCGCUGCUGCUCCAACAUUCUUCUGCGGCCCAAUUGUCGGUGCUCUCGCCGACAAAUAUGGCGCUGAAUGGCUCAUGCUGCCGGCUAUGGUACUCACACUUCCAUGGCUACCUCUUUUGCUCCUGAAAAAGAGUUUGAGUGCAUUUAUUGUCUUCUUCGCCUUCUCCGAUAUCUUCCCCAAUUGUGCGAUGGCGCCGACAGGCCUGGAGGUGACGAUGGUUGCGCGAAACAUUGACGGUGUCAGUGAAAUUCAUCAAUUCGCUGCUAUGAACAUCGCUUUCGCUAUAUCUAGCGCUAUUGGAACCAUAGUCGGCGGCCAGAUGUACGAUCACGUACCCAACGGAUGGGCAGCUACGAUCUGGUUCUGCUUCGGUAUGGCGGUGGUCGUCAUCCCUUUCCUGUUCUUUUUCGCUGGAAACAGGUCUCUGUACCAGCGGUUAUUGCAUAUCCGUAAGAAAAAGGGGGAGGAUGUAGAGAUGGAGGAGGCCAAGGGAAUUUCAAAAAGAGACUAUACCGGUUGAGGAUAUGGGGCUGGAAAUCAGGAAGGGCGGUUGAAAGAGAUGCCCAGGAUGUUUCCCGUAAAG